Danio rerio (zebrafish) is the source of this 1849-nucleotide messenger RNA. RefSeq names its product glial cell derived neurotrophic factor a (gene gdnfa). Gene Ontology annotation, biological process: MAPK cascade; signal transduction; animal organ development. NCBI's taxonomy places the organism in Eukaryota, Metazoa, Chordata, Actinopteri, Cypriniformes, Danionidae. The record is from RefSeq and is marked validated. Gene Ontology annotation, molecular function: glial cell-derived neurotrophic factor receptor binding; receptor tyrosine kinase binding; growth factor activity. Gene Ontology annotation, cellular component: extracellular region.
GUCAGACGCGUUUCAGAGACGCGCGUGUGGAUCAUAACUGCGUUGAGCUGACAGACACACACAUAUGAUCGGUCUGCAGCUACAUUACGCACACACACACACUCUCAACUGAUCAAAGUGGAUAUUGGUGAACGUUCACCUGGAUUUCUUCACCUGUGCGCAGGGUUUUGGAGGCAGAAUGCGGCGCGUUUAUAUAGACACGGGAAACUAUCAGAGUUAGUGCGGAUUUUGGAUGUGUGUUUGGAUCCCGAUGUCUUCAUGUGAGCUGUUGCUGCAGCUGCUGAUUUUCCCUUAUUUUACAGACGCCGCGCGCGGCAGCAUCACGGUCACGCGCGUCGCGUUGCGUUGCGCGCGGUGAGCUGAGCGACGCGCGCGUCUUCUGGACACUUGGAUCUAGCGGAUAACAUGCUGUGAAUGGACCUGGAACAGUGAUAUUUCUUGGAUAACUCACGGAUUUUAUCUUUUGGAUCUGUUCAAUGUUUCCUGGUUUACUGAGAAUUUGGCUUUUCUGAAGCUCCGGUCUGUAUGGACCCCAUUUAAGCUUCCCUCAAAGGAACUGAGUCUAAAAUGAAGUUAUGGGACAUUCUAGCCACGUGUUUGUUGCUCCUGAGCUCCGUGUCCACACGUCCCCUUUUCCACAAACUGCAGCCAUCCAAGAGAGCUGUGGUCCGCAGUGAGAGCCCCGCUCUGGACCCCAUCAUCGACUCCCAACCUGAAACCUCAAACCCAAAACAAGCCUCCAUGGAGGAACAAUAUGACCUAACGGGACUGUACCCGGAGCAGUUCGAGGACGUAAUGGACUUCAUCGAAGCCACUCUGGGCCGCCUGCGCAGAUCCUCAGACGUAGAACCUCAGAUGAAGCGGGACAGGGUCCGACAGAAAGCAGCAGCAAACACGGAGAAAUACGGAGGACGGGGACGAGGAGAGCGCAAGAGGAGCCGCGGACGGGCCCGGAGCAGAGACGACCGGGUCAAAGGUCAAGGGCGCGGCUGCCUACUUAAAGAGAUCCAUCUGAACGUCACAGACCUGGACUUGGGUUACAGGACCAAAGAGGAGCUGAUCUUCCGCUACUGCAGCGGCCCGUGUCACGAUGCCGAGACCAACUACGACAAGAUCCUCAACAAUCUCACCCACAACAAGAAGCUAGACAAGGACACGCCGUCCCGAACCUGCUGCCGGCCCAUCGCAUUCGACGACGACAUCUCUUUUCUGGACGACAGCUUGGAGUAUCACACGCUGAAGAAGCAUUCCGCUAAAAAGUGUGCUUGCGUUUGACCGCACAGGAACAGGACUCUCUCUAGAAGAGAGCAGACGAGGGUGUUUUCAGUAUUCACUUUGUUACCGAACCACGAGCAUUCAUACAGCAACAAACACCUGUUGUUUUGGUGGAAUAAGGAAGCUUCAGUGGGAUUAUAAUGUCAGAGAGACGCCGCCACGAUGACAGCAGACUGCAAAUCUUUAAUAUCCAGAAAGCUAUCAUUAUAUAUAAAUAGUAUAUAUGAAAAUGUAUUUAUUGAGAUUUAAUUAAGUUAUUGUUAUUUAUUGCAAUCCAUUGUAUUAGAGUGUUUGUUUCUCUUAUUUAUUUGAGGAGGUUUUUUUUUUGUUUUUUUGGAUUGUUGUUCUCUAUCUUGGAUGGUGCCAAAUCGGAGCAGGUGUUUUUAAAGGAGCCGCUCGCUGUUGGUCAUUUACUCAGCAUCAUGUUGUUUCAGCAUCGUGGCAUGUGGUUUAGUUUUUUCUGUCAAAUGCAAAAUGAGAUUUGGGGCUCAAGAUGAGGGCGUAGACACAUUACAAAACCCUUGACAAAAUAUACAGUUGAAGUCAGAAUUAUUAGCCCCCCUGAAUUAUUAGC